Molecule: messenger RNA, 1234 nt
Organism: Castor canadensis (American beaver)
Lineage: Eukaryota; Metazoa; Chordata; Mammalia; Rodentia; Castoridae
Gene: Thumpd1
Product: THUMP domain 1 NAT10 acetyltransferase adaptor
Biological process (GO): tRNA modification
Molecular function (GO): RNA binding
Source: RefSeq, a predicted model, not a curated record
CCAUGGCGUCCCCCGUCCAGCAGCCUCCUCAGCCUGUCAGCGGGAAGCGCAAAGGCAAAGCUCAGUACGUGCAGGCCAAGCGGGCUCGCCGUUGCGACGCCGGCGGGCCGCGGCAACUGGAGCCCGGGCUACAGGGCAUUCUCAUCACGUGUAAUAUGAACGAGCGCAAAUGCGUGGAGGAAGCCUACAGCCUGCUCAAUGAAUACGGUGACGACAUGUAUGGGCCCGAAAAGUUCAUAGACAAGGAUCAGCAGCCCUCUGGAAGUGAGGAAGAUGACGAUGUGGAGGCUGCCUUGAAGAAAGAAGUUGGUGACAUUAAGGCUUCUACAGAGAUGAGGCUAAGAAGAUUCCAGUCAGUGGAGAGUGGAGCCAAUAAUGUAGUCUUCAUUAGGACACUUGGGAUAGAACCCGAGAAACUGGUGCAUCAUAUUCUCCAGGAUAUGUACAAAACCAAGAAAAAGAAGACUCGAGUUAUUCUACGGAUGUUACCUAUCUCGGGCACGUGCAAAGCUUUCUUAGAAGAUAUGAAAAAAUAUGCAGAAACAUUUUUGGAACCCUGGUUUAAAGCUCCAAACAAAGGGACAUUUCAGAUAGUAUACAAAUCUCGAAAUAAUAGUCACAUGAAUAGAGAAGAAGUUAUUAAAGAACUGGCAGGAAUAGUGGGCAGCCUCAAUUCAGAAAAUAAAGUAGAUCUCACCAAUCCACAGUACACGGUGGUAGUAGAAAUCAUCAAAGCUGUCUGUUGCUUGAGUGUUGUGAAAGAUUACAUGCUGUUCAGAAAAUACAAUCUCCAGGAGGUGGUGAAGAGUGCUAAAGAUCCAUCACAACUUCAUCCAAAGCUGGGAAAUGGGAAAGAAGCAAAAUUGGAACCUGAUGACAAAUUAAAUCAAAAUGAUUCAGGGGAAGGAAAUAAGAACCAGCAAGUGGUACCAGAGAAUAUUAAGGAGCUAGGGGCAGUCAAAAACAACAUCUGAGGCACAGGUUGAAAAUGAGGAAAGAGUUAAAACUGAACUUGUAAGUCAUAUCUCAGAAGGAUCCAAGUCAAAUGAAAAUGAUCUCUCAUAGUUGUUCAUUUUGUGUUGGAUAUGGGUUUCUCAACAGGGGUUCCAUGAGAUGGUACUGGGGUUCCAUGUAAAAUUGUGAGUUAAAAUAUUCUAACUUUUGUGUGCUGCAUAAAACUGAUCUUUCAACACUGAAUAAUGAUCCUUCAUCCCUGUUAACCGUUUCCUUAGCG